Molecule: messenger RNA, 376 nt
Organism: Zychaea mexicana
Lineage: Eukaryota; Fungi; Mucoromycota; Mucoromycetes; Mucorales; Lichtheimiaceae
Exons: 4
Coding region: 33-257 (74 amino acids)
Source: RefSeq, a predicted model, not a curated record
GUUUGUUCACUGUACACCCUUUAUACGUAACAAUGUUCUCAUCGCCCUUUGUGUCCUCUCAUGUCUGUCUCUUUUUUCUCACACACAUAUAUAAAAAUAGUGAAUGCGACUUUUGCUAUCCUCUGCUAAAUCUUUUGUGUCUCUGGAUAGUGUACCCCACAAUUAACCGAUAUACAAAACUUGAUAAAGAAAGACUAAUGCUGUCCGCUGGAGCAAGACUGGCUGCACCACUGGAAUGGACGGUAUUAAAACCGUAAUGGGAAAAGCUCAUAGUUGCGUGUUUUGCAUUAACCACCUGUGGCGAAAGUUUGUCACUUGUAAUGUAUUGUGUACAAGGCUUAUGUUAGUAUGCAGAUGGUGUAUGAUAACAACAAAA